UGGCCGUAGCCAAGGCUUCUCUUUGGUGGCUGCUGCUCGGGGUCCGUCGGGCCGCCCGCGCCCCGCUCCCCCUGCUGUCGCCGUCCCUGCGCUCCCGUGCUCGGCGCGAAGCCCUGGCCCCGGCGGCCGGGGCAUGGGCCAGGGGCGCGGGGUCAGGCGGCUUCCUGCGGGGCCUCGACCUGCACCGGCUUCGCCAUGAAGACCCUCAUAGCUGCCUACUCCGGGGUCCUGAGAGGCACUGGCUCCAGCAUCCUCUCCGCCCUCCAGGACCUCUUCUCCAUCACUUGGCUCAAUAGGUCCCAAGUUGAAAAGCAGCUACAGGUCAUCUCGGUGCUACAAUGGGUCCUGUCUUUCCUCGUGCUGGGAGUGACCUGCAGCAUCCUCCUCGUGUACACAUUCUGCACUGAUUGCUGGCUCAUCUCCGUGCUGUACUUCACCUGGUUGGUGUUUGACUGGAACACGCCCAAGAAAGGUGGCAGGAGGUCACAGUGGGUCCGAAACUGGGCUGUGUGGUGCUACUUUCGAGACUACUUUCCCAUCCAGCUGGUGAAGACACACAACCUGCUGACCACCAGGAACUACAUCUUUGGCUACCACCCCCACGGCAUCAUGGGCCUGGGUGCCUUCUGCAACUUCAGCACGGAGGCCACAGAAGUGAGCAAGAAGUUCCCUGGCAUCAGGCCCUACCUGGCCACGCUGGCCGGCAACUUCCGGAUUCCAGUGCUAAGGGAGUACCUGAUGUCUGGAGGCAUCUGCCCCGUGAACCGGGACACCAUAGAUUACUUGCUUUCAAAGAAUGGGAGUGGCAAUGCCAUCAUCAUUGUGGUGGGGGGUGCAGCUGAGUCCCUGAGCUCCAUGCCCGGCAAGAAUGCUGUCACCCUGCGCAACCGCAAGGGCUUUGUGAAACUGGCCCUGCGCCACGGAGCUGACCUGGUUCCCAUCUACUCCUUUGGGGAGAAUGAGGUGUACAAGCAGGUGAUCUUUGAGGAGGGCUCCUGGGGCCGAUGGGUCCAGAAGAAGUUCCAGAAGUACAUUGGCUUCGCCCCAUGCAUCUUCCAUGGCCGAGGCCUCUUCUCCUCUGACACCUGGGGGCUGGUGCCCUACUCCAAGCCCAUCACCACUGUUGUGGGUGAGCCCAUCACCAUCCCCAAGCUGGAGCACCCGACCCAGCAGGACAUCGACCUGUACCACGCCAUGUACAUGGAGGCCCUGGUGAAGCUCUUCGACCAGCACAAGACCAAAUUCGGCCUCCAGGAGACUGAGGUCCUGGAGGUGAACUGAGCCCAUCUGCAGGGGCCAGCUUCUGGGAGGAACCAGCUGCAAACUGUUUUCUACCAAGUUCUCGAGUCUUUUUUGUUCUGUAAAUUUGGAAGUGUCAUGGGUGUCUGUGGGCUAUUUAAAAGAAAUUAUAAUAAUUUUGUUAAACCAUUA
This is a messenger RNA of Camelus dromedarius (Arabian camel), 1431 nucleotides long. It is a transcript of the gene DGAT2, whose product is annotated as diacylglycerol O-acyltransferase 2. Gene Ontology annotation, molecular function: diacylglycerol O-acyltransferase activity. Gene Ontology annotation, cellular component: endoplasmic reticulum membrane. Gene Ontology annotation, biological process: diacylglycerol metabolic process; triglyceride biosynthetic process. The record is from RefSeq and is a predicted model, not a curated record. Bases 196 to 1281 code for a protein of 361 amino acids. The transcript is spliced from 8 exons. NCBI's taxonomy places the organism in Eukaryota, Metazoa, Chordata, Mammalia, Artiodactyla, Camelidae.